UGUGUGUAUGAACUGCAGUGGGUGAAGUUGCGGCUCCUCUCUCCCCGCCUCACCUCUGUGUGACUCCCCGGGUUUGUCGGUGAACGCUUUCGCCACAUUUCCUCGUCAGAGCCGGUCAGAAAGGGGGGUGAAGUCAUGUUCAGACUCCUCAGUCACCAAGGUAAGAGGACGCAGAGCUGCCUCGCAGGCCAGCGGCGCUAUGAGCACCACAGGGCCGUCAUGGCCAUCCGCAGAGAGGACAUCAACCCUUGGGAGAGGAGGGCGCCACUGGCCCCGCGCCACGUCAAAGAGCUCACCAACGCCGGCGUCAAAGUUCUGGUGCAGCCAUCCAACCGCAGAGCCAUCCACGAGAAGUACUACAUGAGGGUGGGGGCCAUCGUUCAGGAGGACAUUUCAGAGGCGUCUCUGAUAAUCGGGGUGAAGAGGCCACCGGAGGAGAAGGUCUUUCCCAGGAAGACAUACGCUUUCUUCUCCCACACCAUCAAGGCUCAGGAGGCCAACAUGGGGCUUCUGGAUGACCUGCUGAAGAAGGAGGUUCGUCUGAUCGACUACGAGAAGAUGGUUGAUCCUAACGGCUACCGCAUUGUAGCGUUUGGUCAGUGGGCCGGUGUCGCAGGAAUGAUUAACAUUUUGCAUGGAUUGGGACUGCGCUUUCUGGCUCUUGGGCACCACACUCCCUUCAUGCACAUUGGCAUGGCUCAUAACUACAGGAAUGUCAGCCAGGCCAUCCAGGCAGUGAGGGAUUGUGGGUAUGAGAUCUCCAUGGGGCUCAUGCCCAAAUCAAUUGGCCCCCUCACGUUUUGUUUCACCGGUACUGGCAACGUAUCCAAGGGAGCACAAGACAUCCUUAAUGAGCUUCCUGUUGAAUAUGUUGAACCACAUGAGUUGAAGGAUGUCUCUGAAACAGGAGAUAUGACCAAAGUGUACGCCACCGUUCUGAGCCGACAUCACCACCUGAUGAGGAAGAGCGAUGGAAUUUAUGACCCCAUGGAGUACGAGAACCACCCGGAACUGUAUACUUCACACUUCAGGACCAGCGUGGCGCCGUACACAACCUGUUUGAUCAAUGGUAUUUACUGGGACCCCCACACCCCCCGACUACUCAGAAGACUGGACGCCCAGAAGCUAAUGAGACCGCCCAAAGUCUCGCGUACAGCCACCGAGGGAUCACCAGUGCUGCCACACAAACUGCUGGCUAUCUGUGACAUAUCUGCUGACACUGGAGGCUCUAUAGGGUUCAUGAACGAGUGCACCACCAUUGAUAAGCCUUUCUGUAUGUACGACGCAGACCAGCACAUAGAUCACGACAGUGUGGAGGGAAUAACGGGAUUUCUGAUGUCCAUUGACAACCUCCCGCUCAAGCUCCCCAUCGAAGCCACUGAGUAUUUUGGAGACCGACUCUUCCCCCUAUUUCGUAUUUCUGGGAGAUGGUAGAAUGCGCCUUCAGACGCCACCAGACCGCGGGAGGAAGGAGGACUUCAGCCCCAAGUCAGAGACGCUGUCAUCACUUCAAACGGAGCACUCACCCCAAAGUUUGAAUACAUUGAGAAGCUUCGAGAAAGAAGGGAGAAGGCACAGAUCAUGAAGAAGACUGGGAUGAAGCGCGUCCUGCUGCUGGGUUCAGGAUACGUCUCCGGACCUGUAGUAGAGUAUUUGACUCGCGACGAGGGGACCCAGGUCACUGUGGCGUCGGUGUUGCUGAGGCAGGCAGAGGAGCUGGCAGCAAAAUAUCCCAACACCAUCCCCGUCAUGCUGGACGCCAGCAGCCAGGAAGGACACCUCGACUCUCUGGUCAAAGAUCAUGACCUGGUCAUCAGCAUGCUGCCAUACUCAUUUCACCCACUCAUCGCCAAAAGUUGCAUCAAAAAGAAGGUAAACAUGGUGACAGCCAGCUACCUGAGUCCUGCCAUGAAGGAGCUGCAGAGCAGUGCGGAGGAGGCGGGCAUCACCAUAGUGAAUGAGAUGGGACUGGACCCCGGCAUCGACCACAUGCUGGCUAUGGAGUGUAUCGACCGGGCCAAAGCUGACGGCUGCACUGUGGAGUCGUACAGCUCUUUCUGCGGAGGUCUUCCUGCUCCUGAAUGUUCGGACAAUCCUCUGCGCUACAAGUUCAGCUGGAGUCCAUACGGCGUUCUUCUCAACACCAUCAGCCCCGCCAUCUUCCUCAGAGACAACCAGGUGAUAAGCAUCCCAGCUGGCGGGUCUCUGAUGGACUCCACCACGCCGAUGGAUUUCCUUCCUGGUUUCAACCUAGAGGGAUUUCCAAACCGAGACAGCACCAAGUAUGCUGAGCCCUAUGGAAUCCAGUCAGCACACACACUGAUCAGAGGAACACUGCGCUUCAAGGGCUUCUCGAAGGCCAUGAGUGGGUUUGUCAAACUGGGUCUGAUCAAUAGCGAGGCCUGUCCGAUCCUGCACCACACUUCAUCUCAUGUUUCCUGGAAAGAGCUUCUCUGCAAGCAUUUGGGAUUGUCCUCUUCUAUCUCCCAUGAUGCCUUUGAAGAAGCCGUAUACGAACGCAUCGGAAAGGACGACUUCGGGAUGGAUAGCCUGAGAUGGUUUGGGAUGUUGAGUGACGAGUUGGUGCCACACGCCAACAGCAUAGUGGCUGCUCUGGCAAAACAUCUGGAAGCCAAACUCUCCUUCGAUAAGGGCGAGCGAGACAUGAUCAUCAUGAGGAACGAUGUGGGGCUUCGCCACCCAACUGGCGAGCUGGAGACCAAACACAUUAGCCUGGUGGUUUACGGCGACCCCAACGGCUUCUCCGCCAUGGCCAAGACUGUAGGAUACCCAGCAGCCAUUGGUGCUCGCAUGGUCCUCGAUGGUGAAAUCAGUACAAAGGGACUGGUGGUUCCGAUGACAAAAGAUGUAUACGGGCCAGCACUGGCACGACUGAAGGAGGAGGGACUUUACUUCAUGUCCAAGAGCACCCUGCAGGAGUAGAGCCGACAACAGCAGAAAAAUUUAUAAAAUCCUCAUUCUAUCAGAUGCCUUUUCACCAGCUUUAUCGUCUUCUGACUCACCUGUCUGCUGAUAGUCGGUGUUUAAAAGUAUAUCGUUAACUCACCUCUGCCUGGGGCUGAUAAAAUAAAUAUUAGUUAUGUAAUUUAUCUUUCAAAUGUGAAUGGUUAAAGGGGGUAAAAAUAGUUUGAAAGUGGAAAAGGUCAAAUGUUAUUUUUAUUUUAUUGAAAUGAAAUUUUAUGACUAUUUGCUUUAAAACCAUGUUUGUAUGUUUUAGGCCAAAAAGCUGAAAAGGCAGCUGGUGUUAAUAUUCAGUAAGUUGCAGUUUAAUAUUAUCUGAGUUUAGUCAUCUGUGAGAAACUGAAAUAGUUUCACUGGCGUCGACUGUUUCAGAGAAAAGUUCUUCUGUGAAGAUGUGCAAAAGGUCGACUGAUCAAACACUAUUUUAGGCACUAGUAAUUUGAAGCAUUAAAAGCACAAACAUGUCUGAUUAAUCAGGUAAAUAUACUGUAGAAACAGCUUUGGCUGGGAUUUGAGAAUAUAUUCUUCAUACUUAAUGGUUCUGACAUCAUACAACAAAACCACAUCAGCUCUAAUCCGUGAUGUUGUAAGUGUUGUCACCAUUUUACAACAAAAUGAAAAGUGAAGCAUUCAGUCAGUUCAGUGGCAGUCAGACUGAUGAUUUUAACCGCUCAUGCGAUCAUAAAUCUGCAAUGUUUUUAUUGAAAAUGUCCAACUUGAUAAUCCAAGUUUUAGCUGUCUUUUUCCCCAUCAUCUCAAAUAGCGUCUUCAUUAACACUGAUGUUUGGAUUACUUAAAGGUCCAGUUUGUAACAUUUAGGAGGAUCUGUUGGCAGAAAUUGAAUAUAAUACUCGGUAUGUUUUCAUUACAUAACAGACAUGACAUUGCAGUCUUUUACAAUUGCUGACUAAAAUAUCAACAAAUCAAUCAGGAUACAGAAAUAUUGUAAAUAGUUGCUUCGAACAUUUCCACAGCAAUGAGUGAAACAGACUUGAGGCCUGUCUAUCAGUGGCUUAUGGUCUUUCGGUCUCGCACCCUCGCACCACAGUAACGCCCACUGUAGGUUGACCUUCGUGCUUGGAAGGGGAGGGUGAAGCGAGGGAGUUGCAGUCUGCAACUACACUGCUAGACGCCACUAAAUCCUACACACUGGUCCUUUUUAAAUAUCCAGAAAACCAAGCUCAAUACUGCACUGACCUUCAAACUGUGAUACAAGAAAAACCUUAGUUACUAGCCCUCUUUAGUAUUUCUUGAAAAUCAAAAAGAGCAAAAGUCCAACAUCCAAACUGUAAAACGACAUCAACAGUUCAAAGAUACGAUCUCAUGCAAUGUAGUCAUCCACCGUGUUGUUCGGAGUAAACACUAACGAAACUGAGAGCAGCUGCUAAUGAUUUUUUUCUGCUGGUUUGUCAGGAUCAUGAGUUAAUCCUUUAAUUUUGUUGGUCAGAAUUCAUGUUUUUGUUGUGCUUAUACAGUAUUUUAUGUAAUUGAAUGACCUCACACACUCAGUAUCUCAAAAGUAGUUAUACUAAUACAAUAACUUUUGAUUUGUAAUGAAUUUAAAUUAACAACUUAACAGUGUGCAAUAUUUAGAAACAUUUAACAGCCCAAGUGGAGGAUUUUAAAUAGAAUCUGAACGCCAUAGUGAUUGUACGUUGUUCAAUUUGUAUGGCAGACAGCAGUUACUGGCACUGUUUUUAAAGACUGUACCAGUAUUUACCAAGUUUCUCAUUUUUCCAAAUACAAAAACUUUUUUCUUCUUAAUAAUUGGAAAAUCCAGGACAAAAAGGUUUUAAUCUACAGCUGAUCUCCAAAAUGUAUUUCAACAAACUGAGAUAAUAAUUAAUAAUGAAGAUAUGAUGACUUUUAUCUUGAGAUGGGGGCUGAAUCAUUAACUGCUUUUUAAAUGAAAUCAAUUUGAAUUGUGGUUUUUAAGCUUGACAGCUUUAACACUGAAUCAGGACCUCCAGGAUUUCAUUGAUUGGCAUAUCUUGAGAACUGUUCAUCCGAGCGACCUCACACUUGGCGGGUGUAUUGCAGAGGGAGUGCAGUGUUGAGUUUGGUUUGAAGUCGAUCGGACUUGCAAGCAAUCGCCCUGAUCCGAAGGGGGACUGCACUAGUUUUCAUGUAAAAACACGAAAUUGCCAAAUUGCAAUUUUAUGCUUAAUUAACACCAUGAUACAUUUAAAAUAUAUUGGGGUAAUAUCUAAAAUGAAAAGCACUACAAAUUCAUUACACUUUGGAUAUUACUUAUUAACUCAUGAUCUUGUUGCAGUCACUGAAACGUGAUCAGUAACAGCGGUUCCUGACUUAGGCCGAGCUCAGAGGUAGAAAUAUUAAUUGGAGAUGUUUGAAAGAGUGAAUACACAGAUGAGUAAUUAUUGUUGUAUUGUACUGAUAUGUAGUUUAUAUAUGGGCCUCCAGAAGGUUUUACACCAUAGUUUGUUCUUUGAUACUUUAGUAGAUUUAGAUCUGAACGAAAAUCUGUUCCUGUCAGAUUCCAAAAGGGACAUCAACACUAACACAUCUGUCAAAUAAAAUGUUUAAAUCACUGAAAAUCAUUUCUCAAUAUUGAUUUGAUUUACAUAUACAAACCUUUCUUAUUUUUGUUGGUUUUUUGUUUUUGAUUGUUUGUUUUGUCUUUAAUGUUUGAGUUGAAAUGUAUGUGAUUCAUGGUUACCAAACACACAUUCAUUUAUAAAAGCUUGUUUUCUUUGCUUUAUGAACAUGUAAAAGUGGUUACUUAAAUAAAAAUCGGUUUUUUUUUCUUUCACUA
Molecule: messenger RNA, 5758 nt
Organism: Morone saxatilis (striped sea-bass)
Lineage: Eukaryota; Metazoa; Chordata; Actinopteri; Moronidae
Gene: aass
Product: aminoadipate-semialdehyde synthase
Cellular component (GO): cytoplasm
Molecular function (GO): saccharopine dehydrogenase activity
Source: RefSeq, a predicted model, not a curated record